UAUCUUUUCAUUUCCUUCGGGCGCACAGAUACCAUGCCUCUCAUCAACGAGUCUCACGACUCUCUUCCCUACAUCGACACCGCACCCUCCGCUCAAGCCCGCGCGGCAGCAGAACGACUGAUCACAGCGGAGCUCCCCCACGACCACACGACAGUCACCCACCCCUCCAUCCCCGAAUUUUCCGCCCCCCGAUUCUCCCCCCUCAUCCAACAAGAACUCGACCGUAAAGCCGCCGGCCAACCACUAACCGGCGGCAUCGACCUCUCCCGGUACGAAGCACCUGAGGCGCCAGCCCGGUCCACCGGCCCCGACGCACCCCCAGACCUAGAUGAGUGGCGUCGCACACUGCAGAAGGCAUACACCGCCAGCUCGCAUCUGUCGAUGCGGCAUGAGAAUCUGGCACUGCUGGAAGAGAGCGGCAAGAACGCGUGGUUGAUUGGCAAUUCGCAGCUGGAGGAGAUUCUGCGCGGGCUGGAGAAGGAGCUUGCGGAGAUGAAGGAGGCUGCCGAGACGGUGAAUAAGGAAAGGAAGAUGGCUCAGGAGGCGAGGCAUGGCGAGCUGGUUGGCUUGGAGGAGUCGUGGAAGCAUGGGGUUGGCGCUAUUCUGGAUGUUGAGCUCGCGGCGGAGAACCUGCGGUUGCAGAUUUUGGAGCAGAGACGGCUACUUUCGCAGCAGGCGCGGUAGGCUGCGGUGUUGGAGGCUUCAUCUGCCUUCUUUCUUUCCGCCCUUUCGUGGUGAUGGUGGUGGUGGUGGCUGUCUGGCUAGGCUAGAGACUCGAUUGGCUGAUUGCGCUCACCUAAAGCCAUCUUCCCCAUGGCUGACACUGGGAAGUUGAUGGUUACCUUCAUAGUCAAUUGGACACUCAUCUCAGGGCCUAACAAUCGAUCUGUUGGUCCUGAAGAGAAGAGACAUGCGAGGGGCUUCUUGGGAGCGACCCGGGGAAACGCUACAAGUUUACCCACAGGCUCACUCAAGAGAUGACACCAGUCUUUUCCGAGUAUGCUUGCGACCAGAAGGCGGCCUCGGACGCAUGUUUACCAAUGAGGACCCGGCAGACGCAGGCUAUCCUAUCCAUCAAUACCAAUAAUGAUACCCUAGAUUAUGUG
This is a messenger RNA of Aspergillus candidus, 1106 nucleotides long. RefSeq names its product pre-mRNA-splicing factor SPF27 family protein. The record is from RefSeq and is a predicted model, not a curated record. The transcript has 2 exons. Bases 34 to 684 code for a protein of 216 amino acids. Gene Ontology annotation, biological process: mRNA processing. Gene Ontology annotation, cellular component: catalytic step 2 spliceosome; precatalytic spliceosome; Prp19 complex. Lineage: Eukaryota; Fungi; Ascomycota; Eurotiomycetes; Eurotiales; Aspergillaceae.